This is a messenger RNA of Tetrahymena thermophila SB210, 423 nucleotides long. RefSeq lists its product as hypothetical. The record is from RefSeq and is a predicted model, not a curated record. The transcript has a single exon. NCBI's taxonomy places the organism in Eukaryota, Ciliophora, Oligohymenophorea, Hymenostomatida, Tetrahymenidae.
AUGAAAGACUUAAUCUUUACUUAGUUUAGCUGGAUUACUACAUAGAAGAGGAGUUAGAUAAAGGAUUUGUAUUUACAGAGAAGCUUUAGUUAGAUUCUUCAUUUAGAUGGGAUUCGCUCUCUGAAAUAACUCCUUAAUUUAUUUUGUUUUGGAGAACAGGGCAAGAAAUUACUUUGGAGUUAUUUACAUCCUUCUUAACAUCUUUAGACUUAGAGCUUUUGUUAAGAAGCUUCUAUUUUUACUACUUUAAAGUAGGCUUUUUAUGAAUAGCCUUUCCUUUCCUCAAAGCGUAAGGUUUAUUUUCAAUGCCAGACUAUUAAAGCGAGUGGCUCUUAUUUUUAUCACUUGUCAUUUUUAGUAAAUAAUUUAAAUAUUCAGUAUAUAAGAAAGCUGUAAGAGUGUAUCUUCAACUUAAAUAAAUGA